AUGGAUUAAUCUGUAGUGGCUUUAAAGGCUGAGGUGAAGGAGUAUCAGAUGAGCAAAAUAGAUAGUAAUGUCAUCCUAUUCAUCUUGCUGGUAUCCAAGAGGGAUGGGUAGUAAUGGACAUUAGAGAAGAGGUAUUCGGAAUUUGACGAUCUGAAUACUAACUUGAAGAAGGUGUUCACGAAUUUGCCUCCAUUGCCAGGGAAAACAUUGUUUAAGUUGAAGGAACAUGUCGACAUCGAGAAGCGAAGAGUGGGACUGGAUUAUUACAUUAAGGAAUUAUUAAAAAGACCAGAUGUGUUUAAUUCUGAGCAGAUGAAACAAUUUUUAUAGUUGGAGAAGCAUGCUUAAGAAUAAGUGGUCAAUCCACCCAAGAUGUUAGGAGAAAUUACAGGAUUCAUUCACGGAUUAAGAGAUUUCUAUAUAGAGAGAUCACAGAAUGUCAUUUUCGUCUUAUCUUCUGACAUGAAUGUGGCUAGCAGAUUCGAUGCCUACUUAACUAAUAUGAAAAUGCCAUGGGAAAAGGAAGCUCCUCCAACUCUCUUGGCUGUUGGAUGUUUGGAAUGUUGGGUGAAGACUAAUGAUGAGAACGAAUUCAAGUAUGAGAGAAUGUGGAAUAAAACCUAUCCAUCAUAAGCAAUAUGUUUGUAUUGGGAUGCAGUGACGUCAACUCUAAUCGUUGGAUUAGAUGAGGGAAAAUUGAAUUUGCUUAAAGUACCUCAAGAGAGUCAAUUUAUCAGAUACGAUGAAUAAGCAGAUAUCAAGGCACAUUAGGGUAGAGUGAUGGGUGUAUUUUAUGAUUCCAUAAAUUCCCAUAUUCAUUCUGUAUCAGAAGAUAAGAAAUAUAAAGUACUUGACUUUUAAAGAUAAAUCACUGUUGCUGAAAUCUAACCAAGUCAACAUGGUUUGACUGGUUUGGCAGCUGAUAAAGACAAUAGAAGAAUAUUUGUUUCAGAUAGAGGAGGUUACGUUCACGUCUUUGAAAUUACCUCUGCAACUAUGGGUCCCUCUUUGGCUGUUUCAGUGGCAUCCCAAACACUCUCUCCUAUCAGAGGAAUCUUUUUUGAUCCUGUCAAGAACUAUUUAUUCACAGCAGGUUUCGACCAAGGUGAAAUUGGUAUCUUCGAAGUUGGUAAGUCUGGCAGAGAAAAAUUUACUAAAUAAACAGCAAGUUUGAAAGAUAAACCACAAGUGAGAGAAAUAGUUUGGUCACCUUCCAGAGGAGAAUGCAUGGUUGGCAAUAAAGACGGUACAGUCACAGUGUGGAGUGGCAAAAAAGCUGCACCAAUAUUUGUAAUUAAGGCUCAUAAUACUGACAUCACCAAACUCCAGUGGUAUGAAGAUAAACAUAUGUUGGUUACCAGUGGAAAGGAGAAGUCUUUGAAAUUCUGGCAAUUACCAAUGGAAUGGAGAGACAAAAAGAUUGAGUAGUAGGAAGCGUAUGAAUACGAACAAUGGAAGAAAUAAGAAAAUAUCAAAAUAAGUAUUGAGUCUACUAAAAAGAAAGAGUUUGAUUCUGAUGAGGAUGAUCUUAAAGGAUGGCAUAAAAUGUGAAGUGAAUAUCAAAAAUAUAAUAAUAUAUUAUUCAAAUUUCUCAUAA
Paramecium tetraurelia is the source of this 1597-nucleotide messenger RNA. RefSeq lists its product as uncharacterized. The transcript is spliced from 9 exons. Gene Ontology annotation, molecular function: phosphatidylinositol binding; protein binding. NCBI's taxonomy places the organism in Eukaryota, Ciliophora, Oligohymenophorea, Peniculida, Parameciidae. The record is from RefSeq and is a predicted model, not a curated record.